Molecule: messenger RNA, 485 nt
Organism: Calypte anna (Anna's hummingbird)
Lineage: Eukaryota; Metazoa; Chordata; Aves; Apodiformes; Trochilidae
Gene: INS
Product: insulin
Exons: 3
Coding region: 1-420 (139 amino acids)
Cellular component (GO): extracellular region
Molecular function (GO): hormone activity
Source: RefSeq, a predicted model, not a curated record
AUGGGGAAAAUGCUUCCAACCAACCAGUUUUCAUCUGUCAGAGCAAACUCCUCUCCAUCUCUUGCUGCUACUUCCCUAGGCCUCACACUACUCACCAUGGCUAUCUGGAUCCAAUCACUGCCUCUCCUGGCCCUUCUUGCUCUUUCUGGCCCCGGGACCAGCCAUGCAGCUGUUAACCAGCACCUCUGUGGCUCCCACUUGGUGGAAGCUCUCUACCUGGUGUGUGGAGAGAGAGGUUUCUUCUACUCCCCCAAAGCUCGUCGGGAUGCUGAGCAUCCUCUAGUGAAUGGUCCCUUGCAUGGGGAGGUAGGAGAUCUUCCCUUCCAGCAGGAGGAGUUUGAAAAAGUCAAGCGAGGGAUCGUGGAGCAAUGCUGCCACAACACCUGCUCCCUCUACCAGCUGGAAAACUACUGCAACUAGCAGCAAGGCCAGGAGAGAGGAGCUUCCAUGGCCACAGCCAGAAAGAUGCUCUUAUGCAUCUUCAG